GGGACGAACGACAAUACAAAAGCAAGUUUAGAUUCCUCAUGUUUUCAAUGUUAGGAAGAACUGCCGUAUCUUAUUUGAGGAAACAGACUCAAGUUCAUAUACUGAAAAGAGGUUUUGCAGACCAAGUUGCCCAAGGUUCAGAGAAACUGAAACUUAGCUUUGCCACACCCACUUCUGCCCUUCGAAAGGAUGCCUCCGUGGAUAUGGUAGUAUUUCCUGCAGCUACAGGAAUGAUGGGCGUUCUUCCUCAACAUGUUCCCACAGUUGCUCAACUAAAACCUGGUGUUGUCACUGUAAUAGAAGAGGGCAAGGAAGAUAAGUAUUUUGUCAGUAGUGGAUUUGCUUUUGUUACCCAGGAUCGAACAGAUAUCUUGGCCGUGGAAGCUGUUCGUUUGGAAGAUCUGGAUAAAGAGGCUGUACAAAGAGGAUUAAGUGAGUGUGAAAGUGCCAUAAACUCAGCUUCCGAUGAAGUCUCCCAAGCAAUUGCACAGAUUGGAGUGGAAGUACACUCAGCCAUGAAAAGUGCACUUGAGAGCUAGUGGAACCAAUAUCCUGUGAUGUUGUUUUUAUAAGCUUUUGAAAAUAAAGCAAAGUGAGGCUUUGACAAUUUUUGAAUAUCGUUCUUUUCUUUUGUUCCUGAAACUGACAACAACUGUGUUUAGAGAAGGCUUAGAUAAACACUCCCACAUACCC
Galdieria sulphuraria is the source of this 693-nucleotide messenger RNA. RefSeq names its product F-type H+-transporting ATPase subunit delta. The transcript is spliced from 4 exons. NCBI's taxonomy places the organism in Eukaryota, Rhodophyta, Bangiophyceae, Galdieriales, Galdieriaceae. Gene Ontology annotation, molecular function: proton-transporting ATP synthase activity, rotational mechanism. Bases 48 to 539 code for a protein of 163 amino acids. The record is from RefSeq and is a predicted model, not a curated record. Gene Ontology annotation, biological process: proton motive force-driven ATP synthesis.